Molecule: messenger RNA, 1077 nt
Organism: Sparassis crispa
Lineage: Eukaryota; Fungi; Basidiomycota; Agaricomycetes; Polyporales; Sparassidaceae
Product: Protein bem46
Exons: 5
Coding region: 1-1077 (358 amino acids)
Biological process (GO): monoacylglycerol catabolic process; phosphatidylserine catabolic process
Cellular component (GO): endoplasmic reticulum membrane
Molecular function (GO): monoacylglycerol lipase activity; phosphatidylcholine lysophospholipase A1 activity
Source: RefSeq, a predicted model, not a curated record
AUGUUCCUGAAUCUUUUGGGUUCGCGCUUGCAGAUGGUUAUUUGCUCUGAUUACACCAAUGCUGGCAAAACUUUAGACUUCAAACUGCAUACAUCCGACGACGUCACGCUUGGGGCGUGGUUCAUCCUCUCCGAACCCUACUACCAGUCGCUGCGAACGUCUGCGCCCGCGCCCCUCUCUACACCUUCCAUGGAUACCAUACAGAGUGCCAUGCGCGCUCAUCCCACCGUCCUGUACCUGCACGGAGCUGCCGGUACCCGCGCUACCGCCUGGCGCGUGCAACACUUCACCUCGUUCACCUCGCGCCUUCAGGUCAAUCUACUCACCAUAGACUACCGCGGGUUCGCCGACAGCGAAGGCUCCCCGUCCGAGGAUGGCCUCGCGCUCGACGCAUACACGGCAUGGACAUGGCUACUGGACCACGGCGCAAAGGCGGAGGACAUCCUCGUCGUCGGGCACAGCCUCGGGACAGGUGUGGCAGGGAAGCUCGGGUCGCAGUUAGCAAAAGAGGGCGUGAGGCCGCGCGGAAUCGUACUCCUUGCGCCGUUCUCCAGUGUCACAUCGCUAGCGGAGACGUACAACCCAAUGGGAUAUCCUAUCCUGCAACCCUUGCAGAGGUUCGCGUGGGGCCGAAAGCUCGUGAGGAGAUUGAUCAUUGACGCGUUCGAUACGCUUUCUGUAAUCGAAGAAUUUAACGUGCCGACUCUCAUCGCGCACUCCGUCGACGACUUCGAAGUCCCGCAUUCCCACUCACACACACUCCUCGAGCGGCUGUUGGACACCAUCCUUCCGCCGCCUGGUGUGCUCCCGUCUACUCCCGGGAUCGUCGUGAAUGGUCCCGAGUUCGCGGCCUUCACCGACGCGCAGUCAAAGAGAAGAGAUGCGCGGACCGCGCUCGUUAGGAAGGUCGAGGUGCCGAACUUCGGGACAGUGGAGGAGUUCGAUGGUAAGUAUGGCAGAGUGGUCUACGUGGAAUCGCUAUGGGGUUCGCAUAGCAAGGUAGGGUUGCAGGAGGGUGUCCAGGACGUCAUCGCGACAACAUUCGGGUUGACUGGCGCAGCAGUCAACUCUAGCUAG